Messenger RNA from Alosa sapidissima (American shad), 2457 nucleotides. RefSeq names its product neuronal growth regulator 1. The record is from RefSeq and is a predicted model, not a curated record. The transcript is spliced from 6 exons. Bases 469 to 1263 code for a protein of 264 amino acids. Lineage: Eukaryota; Metazoa; Chordata; Actinopteri; Clupeiformes; Clupeidae.
ACAAGGUGACGCCUCGCAGACUUCUGCUUGUGUUCAUCUGCAGAGAGGAAGCACAUGUUCGGAGCAAACCUCUGAACUGCACAGACAUGCUAACUCGCUGGCUUGUCACUCAUCUCACUGACGUAUCCCAUCAAAGUGUUUCCUUAUCUGCGCCAGAGGAUUUCUGAGGCGCUUUCAUUCUCUCUCUGCCUUCUGUUGUGCUCGGAGGGCAGCCUUACAGGUUUGUUAAUGGCAUUGUAAGGAUUUUAUGAUCGGCCCUUGUGACCUGGGUGGAUUGCGUAGCCACUCCUUGUGGGUAAAACGUUUUGCGUGUGUGUCUGUGUGUGAUAGAGAGAAACUCCUCUUUACCAAAGUCUCAGAAACAUCGGCGUGCCUCAACAACAGAAAGCUCGUAGGUUUCAGAGAAGUUUAUGUUGGUGUUGGACUGCUGUGCUGGACUUGUGCGCUCUUCCCCCCCAGACGUGUAACAUGGAACUCAGGACACAGUCACCUCUCUGGGCUCUCUUCUUAAUGCUGGGCUUGUUGUCCCAGGUGUGCCAACCGGUGUCUGUCCACUUCCUGGACCCAAAGCCACUGUAUGUGGUCCGAGGGGAAACUCUGGUUCUGCGUACCGAGAUCAACAUCAGGACCAAGCAGGCCUUUCCCACGGUGGUGUGGGAGCACAUGCCGUCCGAUCCCAAGCGCCCCGCACGGGUGAAGGUUGCAGAGUACCCGGGGCAGGCACCAAACCAACGCAUCUUCACAGAAGAGCAGGGUGCUGUGUUAAAGAUCACCAACUUUGUCCAUGACGACAGUGGAGAGUACACCAUCAGCGUGACAGAUCACUUGGGACACAUAGCCUCUGCUCAGCACGUUGUUGAAGAGUAUUUGGCCGUGUACCACGUGUCGGUGAUGGUGAACGUUUCUCAUACCUCGCUGCACUGCAAGGAGGCGUGGGGCACCCAGCCCGUCUUCAGCUGGCUGCAUGAGCAGGCCAAGGUGGACGGCUCGCAGGGCCGUCUCUCGGCCGACAACUCCACCCUCUACAUCACGGCGCGCUUCUGCGGCAAAUUCACCUGUGUGGUCAGCAACAAGCUGGGUCACAGCUCGGCCACCUACACCUCUGAACCGUGUGAGAGGAAAGGGAAUGGUGUAACUGUGGCGGUGGUCUGCCUCUUCCUCUUGCUCAUCGGGGCAGGAGCUCUGCUCUUCCUGCUGUGGAGGCGACGCCGGCAGCACAGGAGCAGAGGAGAAAGACUGAGGGAGUACGACGGCCCCUUAUGAGGACAUCUGGCACACUCACCUACAAGUGUGUGUGUGUGUGUGUGUGUCCUGAGAAACCCCUCUCAGGCACCCAGAAUCUUCAAGGAGGGGUUUCCUGUUUGGGCCUGCAUGGUGACCUCAGAGAACUCAACCACACACACACCCACGCACACAACAUGGAUGUCAGUAUGGAGCUGAUUGCUUGGCUGCAGUUUGAAGUUCUCUGGCAAACAAGUGAACACUUCUCAGACUUCUCCAUUCUUCUGGGCGGUAUUAUUAGCUGCUUAUUUAUAACAAAUUGUGUUAUUUUAGACCAUGAUUGUGUCCAUACUACUGAAUGUGCUAGUAGUUAUGUCAGUGUUGUUCAAUAUCACAACUGUGAAAAGGUCUGUUUUGUGGUGUUUACAAAGUAACCACUGCUCAUUUAAAAAUUGUACUGAUCUGUUGAAGACUUCAAACAAUGGAAAGUUAAAAUUCCCUAGCAUUAAUAGCCUUGUACUUUUAAGACAAAUCAGGACAUGGUUUUGUUGAGCUACAAUGAAGCAUGGUUAGCAUGAUGUUCUUAAUGGUGAGCAUGGUAUGGAGGCAAAGGUAUCAGGCUGGAAUGAUGUAUAAUGUUUUCAGCAUGCAUUGAUCCACAUAGUCAUUUGCAUAUGGCAUGAACACAUUAACUUGUAUCAUGUGGUCUAGUUGCUGAUGGUCAGUUGAUGAUUUUCACCAAUGAUGCCUUGCAUAGAUGUCCGCACAGUAGAUGUCUGAGUUAGUGGUGCUUUAAGCAUACUGUACACCCUGAAACAUUGUGGCUACGGCCGAACACCACCUGUGGGAAUAUCCAGUACCAUUCCUACUCUCACUCAUGCUAGAUUGCUUAAUAAUGCUCUUUGUUCUAGUGAAAGUUUGGAUCUUUAAAAAGACUCAUCUGUUUUAACUUGUAUCUAAUUAAGUCAACUGUCAGUUUGUAUGUUUAUGGUUAUUCUUAUUACUCUGUUACAUUUAAUGUAGUCGAUCACUAAUGUUGGUAUUUUUUAUUUAAGCUAUAUGACUUCUCUUUAAACUGUUCAUUUUAAUGUAAUGCUUAUCAAUGUCAUUGUAAGUUGCUUUGGACAAAAGUGUCUGCUAGGAAGCAUAAACCCAUAUUCAUAAAAAGAAGAUGGAUAUAAUAACUGUCUAUUACUGAUCCUCUGAGAUCUAUAAAGAUAAUUAUGGUCCAGCCAA